ACCACUCUCCAAUUCAUCACCUGAUUCUUCAUUAAGAAGCUGAGAAAAAGACCACGACCACGACCACUCCUCUUUUUCAUCUUCAAGAUUCAACAUUCUCCGUUCAUCAAUUCUUGAAGAAUCAUCCACAACCAAACUUCAGCCAUCACCUAAAAACUAUCACCAGUGAUUUCUUCCAAAACCUCCCCUUUUCUCUCUCUUAAAUAGAUCUAGAUACCGUCCUUCGAGCUUUCUUAGAUAGAUUUAGAUACCGUCCUUCAAGCUUUCAGAGAAAAUCAAGAAAAAACCAGAAAAGGGGGAAAAACGGAGGAAAAACAAAGAGGGUAGCAGCUCUUGCCUUCUCCAUUAUCAGAACCGUCUCACCAGGACCUGCCACCACCAACGUCAAAUACCACUGAAUCAGAUCCAUAUGAGCCAUGUCACUGACAUCCUUUUCUGGUAGUCUUCACCUUAAUCAUCUAGUGCUGUUUAUGCUCUUCUUUUUACUAGCUCUUGUCCAACUCAUAGAAUCAAGUCCUAGAGCUUAUGAGGAAGCUCUGAUUUGCGGAAAUAAAACUGCCUCUACAAAUGAUUAUCCUGCAUUUAAGCAAAAUUAUAUAUCAGCAAUAGACUCAAUUGUCGAUCCCUUGGUGUCCACUGGUGUUGUAGAUAUUGUUGCUGGGAAUGGAAAUAGUUCGACUGUGUUUUUAUUUGGAGCAUGCAUGAAAGAUUUAUCACCUGGUGAAUGCGAUAGCUGUUCUUCUGGUAUGCUAGUUAAAAUUGAACAAUGUCAAGCCAUAGAAACUGGAACACGUGCUGGGAGACUAUAUCUUGGGGGUUGUUUUAUAAGGUUUGAUGAUCAUAAGUUUGAAAACGAGAUAACUGGGCCAGAGGAUCUAGUUAACUGUGGCCAACAGGUGGAACCACAUUCAAGUUUUAUAGGGGUGGUAGACCAACUAUUAUCCAGUUUGAGCGGUGAGGCACCUGGGAAUGGAGGGUUUUAUUUGGUUUCUAAACAAGAAAAUGGAGUUUCAGCUUAUGGGUUAGCCCAGUGCUGGAAAUACCUAAAUAUAGACCAAUGCAGGACCUGUUUGAGUGAUAGUGCAAUCCCAAAAGCCAAGACGUGUCUUCCCAAAGCUGAAGCUACAAUUCUUAACGCUGGAUGCUACUUGAAGUAUUCCACUCAACAAUUUUAUAACAAAGCAUCUGAAGGAUUUCGACAUUCUUUGACAGGAGGUCUACUUUACUCGUCAUUGGUAUUCACCCUUGCUAUUCUGAGCCGAGUAGCAGCAAAUUAAUUAAGUGGAUCACUAGCCAGAGGAAAUCUGUUUUCCAAUCUUGUCAAUUUGAUUGAUAAUUAAAUUUAAAGUUUCUAAGUUUUUACCUACAAUAAUGAAAUUUUACUUUGAAACUGUUGAUUAAUGAUAUAACUCAUGAUUC
Molecule: messenger RNA, 1419 nt
Organism: Coffea arabica (coffee)
Lineage: Eukaryota; Viridiplantae; Streptophyta; Magnoliopsida; Gentianales; Rubiaceae
Product: cysteine-rich receptor-like protein kinase 3
Cellular component (GO): plasmodesma
Source: RefSeq, a predicted model, not a curated record